Molecule: messenger RNA, 1270 nt
Organism: Tarenaya hassleriana
Lineage: Eukaryota; Viridiplantae; Streptophyta; Magnoliopsida; Brassicales; Cleomaceae
Exons: 7
Coding region: 385-1113 (242 amino acids)
Source: RefSeq, a predicted model, not a curated record
CGAGAGUCUUCCCCAUCUCCCUGACCCUCAAACACGUCGCCGCUGCAACCCACUCGAAUGCGACAAUCACAAAUAUAUACAUCACAAGUCCGAUACACUACAUUCUUUGUCACACCUCAAGAGUGACUACCGAGAAAUUAUCAGAAUCACAGGUCUGAGAAACUAUUUCAAUCGCACGACUGAGAAACUCCCUGAAUCACAGGUUCGUCCGACAAACACCGAGUCGCAGGUUCGUCCGAGAAACACCGAAUCGCAGGUCCGACUGAGAAACACUGAAUCGCAGAUUCGUCCGAGAAACACCGAAUCGCAGGUCCGAGACGACUCAGGCGACGACGGAGGAAACGACGCAACUUGAGAAAGAAGCAGAGAGUAACGACUCAGGCGAUGCAAACCUCAGAAUCUGUGACGGAGAAGACGACUCAGACGACGGAGGAAGAACUUCGAAGGAUCGAGACUCUGAAGAGGAGGAGGCAAGAAGAUGUGAAUGUGGACACAGAUGGGAUGUCAGGACAAAAUCCAGCUAUCUCGUGGCUGAUUCACAAUCCGGGAAUCUCAGUUCACUGGUCCGUUGCUGAGCAGAAAUCGUUGGAGGAUCUCAUCGCCAGAUACUUCUCUCCACAUGAUACCUAUACAGACGAUGAGAAAGUUUAUAUGUAUGCUGCAAUUGGUCGUCACUUUAGAGACAAGACAGUAAGAGAUGUGGCACUGCGCCAUAGAUGGAUGAUGGAGAAACGCGUUUUAGGAGAUAAAGGCGAUUCAACACUAAUCAGUUCUCAUGCCUGUGGAACAAGUUCCACUUUCCAAUUAGACGCUAAUGAUCCGGUAUGGAAGACUUUUGCCAGAAUUUCUCAAAUGCAAAAUGAAAUAGAUGUGAAUCUCCGCAGUUCAAAGCCCGGAGCCAACAUCAGUCUCAUGUGCAAAGUUAGCAUGCUGAUUUCAUCGAUCCAUGGCGUUUCUAAUGGAGUUGCGGGGCAAACAAAGGUGACGCUUCCUGUUCCGUGCCUCAAGGAAGAGAUCUUAGACACACUCCUUGCAUUCUUGCCUUUCAAUAACACUAAUGAGGCCUAUGAUCCAGAAGAAGUAGAUGGAUUCUUCCGAAUAACGAAUUCUUGAACUUAAAUUUUUUAAUGUAGUUGUUUAUUUUUUGAUUGGGAUAUCUAGAAUACGGAAGAUUUUUGUUAUGCUUUUCAGUUUUUGCGCUCACAUGAUUUAUCUGAUGUAUAGAUUUAGAGAUUGAACCUUUUUAAAUAUUUAUUUGAUUCUAAUGUCU